AUGACAUCUGUUGUUGCAGUGGGCAUUGGCGUUGCCGCGGCCGCUUUCUUUGGUCGCGCUGGCCUGGUUGCUCUCCGCCGCUACAGGGGGGGCGUCAAUGCUAUGGGAAGAGCAUUCUACAAGGGAGGCUUUGAACCCCGCAUGAACCGUCGCGAAGCCGCUUUGAUAUUAGAACUCUCUGAGCGAACCCUUACCAAGGACAAAGUCCGCGCAAACCACCGAAAGCUGAUGUUGCUCAACCACCCGGACCGUGGCGGCAGCCCGUACCUCGCGACAAAGAUCAACGAGGCGAAGGAGCUUUUGGAGAAGACCUCUUAAGCGAGAACACGAAAUAGACCAAUAAACACGCAAAGCCAAACACGCCUUUGCGCAUGUGGCGUGGGAAUCCCUUAUAGACCUAAAGCAGCGAACUGUCCCCCUUUACAUCUUGGAAUUUUCUCUGGUUUCUGCAUAGCACGGCGUUGGUGGGUGUUUUAAGAUAUACAUAGAUGAAAUACGCUUGAUUCGGCGGAGUAUCUGCGCAUCAUGGAGACGUCUCCUCUCUUCUUCACGUCGGAUACCAAUACCUUGCGGGGAUCGGAUCAGACUUGGGAGCCCGUCCGACCGUGAAUGGCUACUUUUUUCGUUUUUAUUCUGGAGUGUGCUUGUUCAAGAUCUGAGCUUUGCUUGGCUGAACACGAGUGUAUAUUAAGAUUGAAAUUUCCCGAACUCACGUCAUAAUAAUAUCAGGCCCGCUCUUUGGAUGACAUCU
Messenger RNA from Coccidioides immitis RS, 751 nucleotides. RefSeq names its product mitochondrial import inner membrane translocase subunit tim14. Gene Ontology annotation, cellular component: PAM complex, Tim23 associated import motor. Lineage: Eukaryota; Fungi; Ascomycota; Eurotiomycetes; Onygenales; Onygenaceae. Gene Ontology annotation, biological process: protein import into mitochondrial matrix. The transcript is spliced from 3 exons. The record is from RefSeq and is a predicted model, not a curated record. Gene Ontology annotation, molecular function: ATPase activator activity. Bases 1 to 318 code for a protein of 105 amino acids.